AUAAAGGCCGGAACAGCUGAAAGGGUGGCAACUUCUCCUCCUGCAGCCGGGAGCGGCCCGCCUGCCUCCCCGCGCGCCCGCAGCCUCCCCCGCUGCCUCCCUAGGGCUCCCCUCUGGCCGCCAGCGCCCAUUUUUCAUUCCCGAGAUAGAGAUAUUUUGCGCGCACACACAUACAUACACGCGCAAAAAGAGGAAAAAAAGCCCACCCUCCAGCCUCGUUGCAAAGAGAAAACCGGAGCAGCCGCAGCUCGCAGCCCGCAGAGGACGCCCAGAGCCGCAAGCGAGCAGGCGGGCAGACGGACCGACGGACUCGCGCCGCGUCCACCUGUCGGCCGAGCCCGGCUGAGCGCAGAGCGGGCACGCCGCGCGCGCGGAGCAGCCGUGCCCGCCGCCCGGGCCCCGCGCCAGGGCGCACACGCUCCCGCCCCCCCACCCGGCCCGGGCGGGAGUUUGCACCUCUCCCUGCCCGGGUGCUCGAGCCGCCGUUGCAAAGCCAACUUUGGAAAAAGUUUUUUGGGUGAGACUUGGGCCUUGAGGUGCCCAGCCCUGCGCUUUCCGAUUUUUGGGGCCUUUCCAGAAAAUGUUGCAAAAAAGCUAAGCCGGCGGGCAGAGGAAAACGCCUUUAGCCGGCGAGUGAAGACGAACCAUCGAUUGCCGUGUUCCUUUUCCUCUUGGAGGUUGGAGUCCCCUGGGCGCCCCCACACGGCUAGACGCCUCGGCUGGUUCGCGACGCAGCCCCCCGGCCGUGGAUGCUCACUCGGGCUCGGGAUCCGCCCAGGUAGCGGCCUCGGACCCAGGUCCUGUGCCCAGGUCCUCCCCUGCCCCCCAGCAACGGAGCCGGGGCCGGGGGCAGCGGCGCCCGGGGGCCAUGCGGGUAAGCCGCGGCUGCAGCGGCCUGAGCGCCUGAUCGCCGCGGACCCGAGCCGAGCCCACCCCCCUCCCCAGCCCCCCACCCUGGCCGCGGGGGCGGCGCGCUCGGUUUACGCGUCCGGGGCCCCGCGGGGCCGGACCCGGAGUCGGCAUGAAUCGCUGCUGGGCGCUCUUCCUGUCUCUCUGCUGCUACCUGCGUCUGGUCAGCGCCGAGGUGAGUUGCCACAGCGGCUGGGGCUAGUUCUUCUUUCAUUACCUUCGCCCCCACCUUCUGACCGCCCCCUCCUCUCCCUGCAGUGAACUUUGGACCCUUGCAGCCCGCAAGCCUGACGCCAGGCGCUGGGUGACCUCCUCGGGCUGGGAGCGAGGUCCGCGGGUGACAGGCUCUAAGGGAAGGCAACAGCAGUGGCUUUCUUUCCAACCGGCGGUCGAACCUGGCUCCCUAAGCCGUUCCGCGUCGGGGGAGGGUGUGUGUGGCCCUGCCCCCCACCCCUCGGGAACCCGAGAACAAGCCCGUUCCCGGCCGGGGAAGAGGGGGUGGGGUGGCGCCCCGGGUACAGAAGGCAGCGCGUCCUCCCGAACCCACUUCGGCGCCAGCCUCGGCUUAGGCUCUGUCCUGCCACCGGCUUGCCCAGGAGGUGCAAGCUUUCGCACCAGUGCCAUCCACGCCGAUCUCUGGCGGGGUUCGGGUCCCACCCUGGCUCCCGGUGGGGGUCCGGGUGGGCGCCCUCCGGCAAGCGCAGAGCAUGCCCGGCCCCAAAGCACUGUCUGGUAGCAGCUUGUGUCUCGGGCGCGGGGGCUGGGGGGUGGGUAACAAGGAGAGAGAGAUAGAGCGGGAGAGACGGAGGGACAGAGGCGCAGGUAGGUUUCGGGCACUCAGAUAGCGGAAGAACUGGGGGCUCUGAAGGAAUCCAGCCCCGGGGGCGCUGUGUGCCUGAGGCCUCGCCGUACCUGUGCCCGCGCCCUGCGAGAGGAAGCACCUCUCUCCCCCGCAUGCAGGGUGCGGAGCGCGCCGCCUGCAAAAGCCUAGCGGCACAGGAGAUGGGGUGUAAAAACAUCUACGGGAGCGCUGGGGUCGGAGCCGUCCCCACCACUCCCAGCCUCACGUAGCGGGGGACCCCAUUCCUGAGGAGCUCUAUGAGAUGCUGAGUGGCCACUCGAUCCGCUCCUUUGAUGACCUCCAGCGCCUGCUGCAGGGAGACUCCGGAGAGGAAGAUGGGGCUGAGCUGGACCUGAACAUGACCCGCUCCCAUUCUGGAGGCGAGCUGGAGAGCUUGGCUCGUGGGAGAAGGAGCCUGGGUUCCCUGAGCGUUGCCGAGCCAGCCAUGAUCGCCGAGUGCAAGACGCGCACCGAGGUAUUCGAGAUCUCCCGGCGCCUCAUCGACCGCACCAACGCCAACUUCCUGGUGUGGCCGCCCUGUGUGGAGGUGCAGCGCUGCUCGGGCUGUUGCAACAACCGCAACGUGCAAUGCCGGCCCACCCAGGUGCAGCUGCGGCCAGUCCAGGUGAGAAAGAUUGAGAUUGUACGGAAGAAGCCCAUCUUUAAGAAGGCCACGGUGACACUGGAGGACCACCUGGCAUGCAAGUGUGAGACAAUGGCGGCUGCACGGGCUGUGACCCGAAGCCCGGGGAGUUCCCAGGAGCAGCGAGCCAAAACGCCCCAAACUCGGGUGACCAUCCGGACGGUGCGAGUCCGCCGGCCCCCCAAGGGCAAGCACCGGAAAUUCAAGCACACGCAUGACAAGACGGCACUGAAGGAGACCCUCGGAGCCUAGGGGCAUCAGCAGGAGAGCGUGGGCAGGGUUAUUUAAUAUAGUAUUUGCUGUAUUGCCCCCAUGGGGUCCUUGGAGUGAUAAUAUUGUUUCCCUCGUCCGUCUGUCUCGAUGCCUGAUUCGGACGGCCUAUGGUGCUUCCCCCGCCCUUCCACGUAUCCGUCCACCCUUCCAUCAGAGGGUCUCCUCCCAGCGGCCUCCAGCAUCUUGCCCAGCAGCUCAAGAAGAGAAAGAAGGACUGAACUCCAUCACCAUCUUCUUCGCUUGACUUCAAGAACUUGGGAUAAGAGUGUGAGAGAGACUGUUGGGGUCACCGUUUGGGGAAAACCGGCUCCUUCCUCUGCACCUGGCCUGGGCCGCACCCAAGCGCUAUGGACUGGCCGAGGGACCCUGCACGUGGCCCCGAGAACCUCUCAGCAUAGCCUGCCUGAUCCCUGGACCCCUGGCCAGCUCUGAUGGGAGGCACCUCCAGGCAGGCCAGGCUACCUCGGACUCCGUGGCUAAGACCACAGACAGGCACACAGACUGGAGAAAACCCCUCCCACCGUGCCCAAAUCCCAGUCACCUCGUCUCCCUGGCACCUCUGUGAACAGUGGCUUCAUUUUGUUUUCACUUUGAAGACGUGGACUCCUCUGGGUGGGUGUGGCCAGUGUACCAGGUGGCUGGGUGCCCUCUCAGAGGAGUUAGAGAUGGAGUUUACUAUUGAGGUGGCUGUAGAUGGUAACCUGGGCGUCCCUGCCUCCUGCCACCCCCUGCUUCCCACACUCCACUCUGAUUCACCUCUUGCUCUGGUUCCUUUCAUCUCUCUACCUCCACCCCGCAUCUUCCUCUUGUCCUGGCCCUUCAGUUUGCUCCACCAAGAGGCUCUUGAACCCUUUAUUAAGGCCCCAGAUGAUCCAGAGGCCAAGGCAGCAGGGGACCUGCCCAUCCUAUUCCAACCCAGCCAAGACUGCCAUGUAAGGUUGUGCAGGGUGUGGACUGCACAAGGACAUUGUAUGCAGGGAGCACUGUUCAUACCAUAGAUAAAGCUGAUUUGUAUAUUUAUUAGGACAAUGUCUGGCAGAUGUAGGUAAAGAGGAAAAGGAUCCUUUUCCUAAUUCACACAAAGCCUCCUUGCGGACUGGCUGUGCCACUGAUGCAGCCUGUGGCUUGGAGUGGCCAGAUAGGAGGGAGACUGUGGUCGAGGCAGGGACCCCCAUUUCCACAUGACCCCCAUUUCCCAGAGUCCUCUGCUCCAGCAACUGCCCUUCCAGGCGGGUGUGGGACACCCGGGAGAAGGUCUCUAAGGGAGGGUGCAGCCCCUCUUGCUCACACCCCUCCCUGCUUGCACACUUCCCCAUCUUCGAUCCUUCCAAGCUCCACCUCUGGUGGCUCCUCCCAGGAAACCAGCUCGUGUGCUGGGAGUGGGGGAGAGAAGGGAAAAGAUCCCCAAGGCCCCCUAGGGAUGGGAUCCGAGCUCCCACCUCCCUUCCCGCCAACUGCACUUUCCCCUUCCCCUCCUCCAAAACCUGCUUCCUUCAGUUUGUAAAGUUGGUGAUUAUAUUUUUGGGGGCUUUCCUUUUAUUUUUUAAAUGUAAAAUUUAUUUAUAUUCCGUAUUUAAAGUUGUAAAAAAAAAAAUAACCACAAAACCAAACCAAAUGAA
Cebus imitator (Panamanian white-faced capuchin) is the source of this 4285-nucleotide messenger RNA. RefSeq names its product platelet derived growth factor subunit B (gene PDGFB). Bases 2013 to 2645 code for a protein of 210 amino acids. Gene Ontology annotation, biological process: positive regulation of MAP kinase activity; positive regulation of protein autophosphorylation; positive regulation of ERK1 and ERK2 cascade. The record is from RefSeq and is a predicted model, not a curated record. The transcript is spliced from 7 exons. Lineage: Eukaryota; Metazoa; Chordata; Mammalia; Primates; Cebidae. Gene Ontology annotation, cellular component: membrane. Gene Ontology annotation, molecular function: platelet-derived growth factor receptor binding; growth factor activity.